UUUUAGACGGGAUGGGAAAUUUUUUUUUUUUUUUGGAGUUAGGGCAAGUUUUUUAGACGAUACAAUCUGCGUCGACACUCCGCAGGACUUGCCCCAAGUGACACUCUGCAGCCUCCGCUAUCGCCUCAGGCUCAGGUGACACCGUGACAAGGACACUCUUCUUAGGAUCUCGUAAGGUUAUUUGCCUUGAACUUGAAUCAAAUCAUUGCAUGUUGAGGACACUCUUCUUAGGAUCUCGUGAGUGUCUCUCUAUCUCCAAAAAUCCUUGGCUUUCGUCUUCCUAUCUUCUUCCAUCUCGUUCUCUCUCUUCCUCGACACAAACUGAUUUUCAGGCUGAAGCCCAGCUCCUGAAGUCAGGCUAUGAGUGUUUACUGGUGACCCUUACGAGGGCACUGCUUUCGUGGCUUCUUUUGAUGCAAAUCGCUGCUUUGGUAUGUGGUUUCUCAUUCAAUUUUGGUGCAGGGGAUUUCUUUGCUAUGGAGAGCUCUGAUGAUGAAAAGGAUGGUGUUUUUGAAAGUUAUAUACCUAAAGAAAUGAAUCAUACUUUAGCAUCUAAUGGUACAAAAUUUGUGGAUGAGGUUCUCAAUGGCCAGAAUGAACGUUGUUUGGACAACUUUCGCAUGGAUAAGCAUGUGUUUUAUAAGUUGUGUGACAUUUUACAAGCCAGGGGCUUGCUACGUCACACAAAUCGAAUCAAGAUUGAGGAGCAAUUAGCAAUAUUCAUGUUCAUUGUAGGCCAUAAUCUACGAACUCGAGCAGUCCAAGAGCUAUUCAGAUACUCAGGCGAAACUAUUAGUCGUCAUUUCAACAAUGUUCUGAAUGCAAUUAUGGCUAUUUCAUUAGAUUUCUUUCAGCCUCCAGGGUCUGAAAUUCCUGCAGAAAUCCGAGAUGAUCCAAGAUUUUAUCCUUAUUUUAAAGAUUGCGUGGGAGCAGUUGAUGGCAUACAUUUCCCAGUGAUGGUGGGCGUAGAUGAGCAAGGACCUUUCCGUAAUAAAAAUGGUUUUCUUUCGCAAAAUGUUCUGGCAGCCUGCUCAUUUGAUUUGAAAUUCCAUUAUGUUUUAGCUGGUUGGGAAGGCUCAGCAGCAGAUAUGCGAGUUCUAAAUUCAGCUCUCACAAGGCGCAACAAACUGCAGGUCCCUGAAGGUAAAUAUUACCUUGUGGAUGGCAAGUAUGCAAAUAUCCCUGGCUUCAUUGCUCCAUAUCAUGGUGUUUCCUAUGGCUUAAUCGAUGGUUUCCAUCCACAAGAUGCUAAAGAGCUAUUUAAUCAUCGUCACUCAUUAUUGUGCAGUGCUACCAAUCGUAUUUUUGGCGCUUUGAGGGCACGCUUCCCAAUCUUGAUGUCUGCUCCUCCCUACCCGUUACCCACACAGGUGAAGUUGGUUGUAGCAGCAUGUGCCUUACACAAUUACAUUCGUGGGGAGAAAUCAGAUGAUUGGAUUUUUAAAAUGCACGAGCAGGAAGCUGACCUACAAUUAGAAGAUCCCAUGCCGCCUCUAGAAAUCGAGCAGCCAUUGAUGCAUCCUGAAACCCAAGUUUCGGACAUUUCUUUUGACACCGAACAACUGGAAAAUGCUUCACAUGUGCGGGACACUAUUGCAGCUGAGAUAUGGAAUGACUAUAUCCGUGAUUUUUCUGCUAUUCAGAAUUGUUGACUGUGGUUUCCGUCAGGUAGGUUUAGAGUCCUUUUAGAAUUUACAGCCAUGUAGCAUUUUCCCUUUUGAACUACACUUGCUUAUCAAAGUUGAAAUAUAUGAAAAUUGUCACAUUUUCUUUUAUCAAAUACCUGCAUCAGCCUGGCUGUUAACUA
Molecule: messenger RNA, 1807 nt
Organism: Cornus florida
Lineage: Eukaryota; Viridiplantae; Streptophyta; Magnoliopsida; Cornales; Cornaceae
Exons: 7
Coding region: 210-1652 (480 amino acids)
Source: RefSeq, a predicted model, not a curated record